ACCCCCAGGAUGCUGCUCCUGCUGGCAGCACUGCAAAUCUUGGCUGUAGGCAUGGCACAGAACCAAAUGGAUGAGAACAAGAUCAUUGGUGGCUACACCUGCACCCAGAACUCCCAGCCGUGGCAGGCUGCUCUCCUGGCAGGCCCCGGGCGUCGCUUUCUCUGCGGAGCAGUCCUGCUGUCAGAAAAGUGGGCCAUCACUGCUGCUCACUGUGCCUACCCGAUCCUUCGGGUGGCUCUGGGCAAGCACAACCUGAGGAGAUGGGAGGCCACAGAGCAGGUGCUGAACGUGGCUCGCCAGGUGAUUUAUCCCAGCUACAACGCCCAGACCCACGACAACGACCUGAUGCUGCUGCAGCUACAGCCACCCGCCCGUCUGGGGAAGGCUGUGCAGCCCAUCAGCGUGGCCAACUCUUGCGCCAGAGCUGGGACCACCUGCCGUGUAUCAGGCUGGGGCACCAUAUCCAGCCCCGUUGCCAGGUACCCCAAUGGUCUGCAGUGCGUGAAUGUCGACAUCUUCUCAGACCAGGCGUGCCGGCAAGCCUACUCCAGAGCCAUCACUGCCGGCAUGGUCUGCGCAGGGGUCCCCCAGGGCGGGAAGGACUCCUGUCAGGGUGACUCUGGAGGACCCCUCGUGUGCCACGGACAGCUCCAGGGCCUCGUGUCCUGGGGGAUGGAGCGCUGCGCUCUGCCUGGUUACCCCGGGGUCUACACCAACCUGUGCAGAUACCGGAACUGGAUCCAGGAGAUGAUCCGGGGAAGAGGGUCAUCAGCGUGACCCUGCACCUUGACUUCAGCGGGCUUCGCGGGCUUUCCCGGACCCUCCUCUCCCCACUCAAGCCCUGGGAACCCCGGGACACAGCCCCACCUCCUGGCUGGUACCCCUGCCU
This is a messenger RNA of Choloepus didactylus (southern two-toed sloth), 889 nucleotides long. Its product is annotated as kallikrein-14-like. Gene Ontology annotation, biological process: proteolysis; seminal clot liquefaction; epidermis morphogenesis. The transcript has 5 exons. Bases 10 to 777 code for a protein of 255 amino acids. Lineage: Eukaryota; Metazoa; Chordata; Mammalia; Pilosa; Megalonychidae. The record is from RefSeq and is a predicted model, not a curated record. Gene Ontology annotation, molecular function: serine-type endopeptidase activity.